AUGUUCAUGAUUGCAGUCGCAGGGCAAGUCGCAGUCAUGGUCGCGGGGCAGGUUGCAGUCAUGGUCAUGGUCACAGGACAGGCAGCGGGACAGGUCAUGGUCAUGGUCAUGGUCGCAGUCAUGGUUGGGGUCGUGGGUUUGGUGCAAGCCACAGUCAUGGUCGUGGGUUUAAUGCAAGUUGCGAGCAUGGUCUUGGUCGCAGGUUUGGUGCAAGUCCUGGUUGCGGGUUUGGUGCAAGUCAUGGUCAUGGUUGCAGUUGUGGUUGUGGUGCAAGUCGGGGUGCAAGUCACGGUCCUGGUGUUGGUUGCAGAGCAAGUCAUGGGGCAAGUCAUGGUCCUUUCGGACCAAUACCUGGUGCAAGCUCAGGGGAGGGUCGUGGUUAUCCUAUGGCAAGAGUUGCAGUCAUUGUAG
Messenger RNA from Lentinula edodes (shiitake mushroom), 411 nucleotides. RefSeq lists its product as uncharacterized. The transcript has 2 exons. The record is from RefSeq and is a predicted model, not a curated record. Lineage: Eukaryota; Fungi; Basidiomycota; Agaricomycetes; Agaricales; Omphalotaceae. Bases 1 to 411 code for a protein of 136 amino acids.